Molecule: messenger RNA, 2550 nt
Organism: Eptesicus fuscus (big brown bat)
Lineage: Eukaryota; Metazoa; Chordata; Mammalia; Chiroptera; Vespertilionidae
Gene: SYP
Product: synaptophysin
Exons: 7
Coding region: 10-933 (307 amino acids)
Cellular component (GO): synaptic vesicle membrane; presynaptic active zone; synaptic vesicle
Source: RefSeq, a predicted model, not a curated record
CUGGCCGACAUGGACGUGGUGAAUCAGCUGGUGGCUGGGGGCCAGUUCCAGGUGGUCAAGGAGCCCCUUGGCUUUGUGAAAGUGCUGCAAUGGGUCUUUGCCAUCUUCGCCUUUGCCACAUGCGGCAGUUACAGUGGGGAGCUCCAGCUGAGCGUGGAUUGUGCCAACAAGACCCACAGUCUCCUCAACAUCGAGGUUGAAUUCGAGUACCCCUUCAGGCUGCACCAAGUGUACUUUGAUGCACCCGACUGCAGAGGGGGCACCUCCAAAGUCUUCCUACUAGGGGACUACUCUUCAUCAGCGGAAUUCUUUGUCACCGUGGCCGUGUUUGCCUUCCUCUACUCCAUGGGGGCUCUGGCCACCUACAUCUUUCUGCAGAACAAGUACCGAGAGAACAACAAAGGGCCCGUGCUGGACUUCCUGGCCACGGCAGUGUUUGCCUUCAUGUGGCUGGUUUGCUCAUCGGCAUGGGCCAAGGGGCUGUCGGAUGUGAAGAUGGCCACGGACCCAGAGACCAUUAUCAAGGAGAUACCUAGCUGCCGCCAGAAGGAGAAUAUAUGCAAGGAGAUAAGAGACCCUGUGACCUCUGGCCUCAACACCUCCGUGGUGUUCGGCUUCCUGAACCUGGUGCUCUGGUUCGGCAACCUAUGGUUUGUGUUCAAGGAGACAGGCUGGUCCGCCCCAUUCCUACGCGCACCUCCUGGUGCCCCCGAGAAGCAACCGGCGCCCGGGGACGCCUAUGGCGAGGCCGGCUAUGGGCAGGGCCCUGGCGGGUACGGGCCCCAGGAUUCCUACGGGCCUCAGGGCGGCUACCAGCCCGACUACGGGCAGCCCGCCGGGGGCACCGUUGGUGGCUAUGGGCCUCAGGGCGACUACGGGCAGCAAGGCUAUGGCCCUCAGGGUGCGCCCACCUCCUUCUCCAAUCAAAUGUAGUCUGGUCAGUGCAGCCCAGGAGGACCCCAUGGGUGGGCAAGAGCUCAGGAGAAGGCCUGCCCUCCCUGCUCACCCCUAUAUCCCAGGUCUCUGCCCCUCAAGCCAGGAGACCCUUAAUUGUCUAUAUAUAUAUAUAUAUAUAUAUAUAUAUAUAUAUGAAACAUAUAGAUAUCUAUUUGUCUGUCUGAGCUCUGCCCCCACUCUGCUCCCCUUAUACAUUAGGGCCCCAAUCUUUAGUGGGCCCCUCUCUUAUCCUUAGCCCUUUCCUUGCAUCUCUUGACCCCUCUCUGUGCCCUGGCCCUGUGCCCUGAGGUUGAGGAGGAUUCUGAAAGAGGGACAGGGAAGAGACAGACCUUGGCUGUAUGGGUAGGGUGGGCUUGACUUCAGAGUGUCUCCCUUCUCUCCCUCCCCUCCUCCCAACUCUGGCCUUGAUUUCUCCAGCAAUGUUUGAACAACGGCCAUUACAGAAAAUUCAACCCUGAUUUGGGGGAGAAGGAAGAUAUUGGAGGGCUUGGGACUCAAGGUAGUCUUGGAGAGGAGCUCUGGGAUGGAGGGGACUAGUAAGCAGGGAGGUUGGGUUCCAGACAUACUAGAAGUGGAGUCCAUAGGAGAGGGGUGCCCUAGAGCAUUCUGGUAAGGAGCUUGGAAGGAGGCUGAGGGUGAGUUUCUACAAAGAUCGCAGCAUUGAGUGAAGCAGUGGGUGGGCCCCUGUGUGGUCAGGGCUUGUAGUAGGACUUGGUUCUAUGGAAGGGGUGUGACUUGGGGGCCUGGGGACAGGGUUUGGAAGAAUGCUGAGAGUUCUAGAGGGGGUGUGGCUUGAACCAGGCAGUGGGUGAAGCUCCAGAGUGGGUGGGUCUUGGAUUGGGACCAGAGUCUACGGAAGGAGUGUGGCUUGGAGCAUUCAGGAGACUGAGUUCGACUCUAAAGCAGGAAGGCUGAAAGGGUGAUUUAGUAAUGGGCCACCCUUGGGGUGAGGGGCGUGGCCAGGGUUCUAGAUAGGGUGGGGCUUAGAAUGGGGCACGCAUGGUGGUUUCAGAGGGGACAGCCUGCCCCAUCACCCCACAAUGGAACAGUAAAGAAUAUAUGUUUUAAAGUUGGGCAGGUUUGGUAGUGGCUAGGGCCUAAGGGAUGUGUUUUGUUAGGGGUGGGGGGCAAUAUCCCUCGCUAAGGCUAGGCCUGAGGGGGCCUAGGGAGAGCUGAGAGGUAUGGCUUGAAGGGUAAGGGGUGGGAUCCAGAGAGAGGCACCCACACAUACCCUUCCUUGCCCACCUCCACGACAGCACAGUUAGGUAAUCAGAGGACAGAGCUAAUGGGCUUGUGGGGCCAGCCUACCCCUCUCCCCCUUUCUCCUACCUCCUCCCUCCCUCCACACCCCACCCGUCCUGGGAUGGUUGGAGAUCCGGUCUGGAGCCCCUAUCCUACACCUUCUGCUGUGUCUGUGAUGUCGGUAGUGCCUGUGACCGUGUGUUGCCAUUUUGUCUGGCUGUGGCCCUUCUCCCUCCCCUUCGAACCUCCACCCUUUCCCUUGCCCUUCGGUAUUGUUUGAAGACUCCCUCCCAGAGGAAGAACACAUAUGAUUCAUCAUCCUUCCGAAAUAAACUCCUCAACCACCUAGUA